AUUGGAGGGGAACCCUAUUAGAGCUGAUAAGGCACGUUGCUUUAUUGACACAGUGAGGAAAAAAGGAGACAAAGCAUGCAAGAUAAUGAUCAGACACCUUCAGACCAUAGAUCCUUCUCUCUUCUUUCAACUGCAUUUAUACUCUGAUCCAUCUGCUCAGCAAGAUGCUCUUCAGAAUUGUCAGCCUAAACUUAAGUCCAACCUGAAGAAGAAGUUCCAGUGUGUGUUUGAGGGGAUUGCUAAAGCAGGAAACCCAACCCUUCUGAAUCAGAUCUACACAGAGCUCUACAUCACAGAGGGAGGGACUGCAGAGGUCAAUGAUGAACAUGAGGUCAGACAGAUUGAAACAGCAAACAGGACACCAGACAAACCAGAAACAACAAUCAAACAAGAGGACAUCUUUAAAGACUCACUCGAAAAACAGGAACUAAUCAGAACAGUGCUGACAAAGGGAGUGGCUGGCAUUGGGAAAACAGUCAUAACACAGAAGUUCAGUCUCAACUGGGCUGAAGACAAAGCCAACCAGGACAUCCAGUUCAUAUUUCCAUUCACUUUCAGAGAGCUGAAUGUGCUGAAAGAGGAAAAGUUCAGCUUGGUGGAACUUGUUCAUCACUUCUUUACUGAAACCAAAGAAGCAGGAAUCUGCAGCUUUGAAGACUUCGAGGUUGUGUUCAUCUUUGAUGGUCUGGAUGAGUGUCGCCCUCCCCUGGACUUCCACCACACUGAGAUUUUGACUGAUGUUACAGUGCCCACUGCAGUUAAUGUACUUCUCACAAACCUGAUCAGGGGGAAACUGCUUCCCUAUGCUCAUAUCUGGAUAACCACACGACCUGCAGCAGCUGAUCAGAUCCCCCCUGAGUAUGUUCACAGAGUGACAGAGGUCAGAGGGUUUACUGACCCACAGAAGGAGGAGUACUUCAAGAAGAGAUUCAAAGAUGAGGAUCAGGCCAACAGGAUCAUCUCCCACAUCAAGACAUCAAGAAGCCUCCACAUCAUGUGCCACAUCCCAGUCUUCUACUGGAUCACUGCUACAGUUCUGGAGAAUGUGCUAAAAACCAGAGAGGGAGGACAGCUGCCCAAGACCCUGACUGAGAUGUACAUCCACUUCCUGGUGGUUCAGGCCAAAGUGAAUAAGGUGAAGUAUGAUGGAGGAGCUGGGACAGACCCACACUGGAGUCCAGAGAGCAGGAAGAUGAUUGAGUCUCUGGGAAAACUGGCUUUUGAUCAGCUGCAGAAAGGAAACCUGAUCUUCUAUGAAUCAGACUUGACAGAGUGUGGCAUCAAUAUCAGAGCAGCCUCAGUGUACUCAGGAGUGUUCACACAGAUCUUUAAAGAGGAGAGAGGACUGUACCAGGACAAGGUGUUCUGCUUCAUCCACCUGAGUGUUCAGGAGUUUCUGGCUGCUCUUCAUGUCCAUCUGACCUUCUUCAACUCUGGACUAAAUCUUCUGGAAGAACAAAAAAUAAUCUUCAAGUCUCAAAUAACGGAAUCUGCAGAGAAACACUUCUACCAGAGUGCUGUUAAUGAGGCCUUAAAAAGUCCUAAUGGACACCUGGACUUGUUGCUCCGUUUCCUCCUGGGACUUUCACUGCAGACCAAUCAGACUCUGCUACGAGGCCUGCUGAAACAGAAAGGAAGUAGCUUACAGACUAAUCAGGACACUGCACUGUACAUCAAGGAGAAAAUCAGUGAGAAUCUGUCUGCAGAGAAAAGCAUCAAUCUGUUCCACUGUCUGAAUGAACUGAAUGAUCGUUCUCUAGUGGAGGAAAUCCAACAAUCCCUGAGAUCAGGAAGUCUCUCCACAGAUAAACUUUCUCCUGCUCAGUGGUCAGCUCUGGUCUUCAUCUUACUGUCAUCAGAAAAAGAUCUGAAUGUGUUUGACCUGAAGAAAUACUCAGCUUCAGAGGAGGCUCUUCUGAGGCUUCUGCCAGUGGUCAAAGCCUCCAACAAAGCUCUAUUGAGCAGCUGUAACCUCUCAGGUAGAGUCUGUGAAGAUUUGUUGUCAGCUCUCAGCUCCCAGUCUAGUCUGAGAGAGAUGGACCUGAGUACCAACAGCCUGAAAGAUUCAGGAGUAAUAAAGCUGUCUGCUGCAGUGGAUAGUCAACAUUCUAAACUUGAAAUUCUCAGACUGAGUGUUUGUAACCUCCCCAAGAAAUGCUGUGAAGCUCUGUCUUCAGUUCUCAGCUCUCAAUCUUCAAGUCUGAAAGAGCUGGACCUGACUAUCAACCACCUGCAAGAUUCAGGACUGCAACUUUUGUCUACUGGACUGCAAAGUCUAAAUUGUAAACUGAAUACGCUGAGACUAAGUCAAUGCAACUUCUCAGAGAGAAGCUGUGAAGCUCUGUGCUUGGUUCUCAGCUCCCAAUCCUCUAGCCUGAGAGAUCUGGACCUCAGUAACUCUGACCUGCAGGAUUCAGGAGUGAAGCAUUUAUUUGUUGGACUGGAAAGUCCAAACUGUAAACUGGAAAUUCUCAGUCUGUCAGGCUGUCUGAUCACAGAGGAAGGCUGUACUUCUCUGGCCUCAGCUCUGAGCUCCAACCCCUCCCAUCUGAGAGAGUUGGACCUGAGCUACAAUGAUCCAGGAUUUUCAGGAAUGAAGCUGCUGUUGGCUGGACUGAAGGAUCCACGCUGGAGACUGGACACUCUCAGACUUAAUGUCUGUAACCUCUCAGAGAGAAGCUGUGAAGCUCUGUCCUCAGUUCUCAGUUCCCAGUCAUCUAGUCUAAGAGAGCUGGACCUCAGUAACAACAACCUACAAGAUUCAGGAGUGAAGAUUCUGUCCAUUGGGGUGAAGAGUCCACACUGUAAACUAGAAAGUCUCAGACUUAAUGUCUGUAACCUCUCAGAGAGAAGCUGUGAGUCUCUCUGUGAAGCGCUGUCCUCAGUUCUCAGCUCAAUUAGAAUGCUGGACCUGAGUAACAACAACCUGCAGGAUUCAGGAGUUAAGCUUCUGUCUGUUGGAUUAAAGAGUCCACACUGUACACUGGAAGCUCUCAGGCUGUCAGGCUGUCUGAUCACAGAGGAAGGCUGUACUUCUCUAACUUCAGCGCUGAGCUCCAACCCCUCCCAUCUGAGAGAGCUGGACCUGAGCUACAAUCAUCCAGGAGACUCAGGAAUGAAGCUGCUGUUGGCUGGACUAAAGGAUCCAAGCUGGAGACUGGACACUCUCAGGUUGGAGCCUGCUGGAGUCCGAUGGUUGACACCAGGUCUGAAGAAGUAUUCCUGUAAACUCACAAUCGACGCAAACACAGUACACACAAACCUCCAACUGUCUGACAACAACAGCCAGGUGACAUAUGUGGAAGAGUUUCAGUCAUAUCCUGAUCAUCCAGACAGAUUUGAUAUUUGUCCUCAGCUGCUUUGCAGAAAUGGUCUGACUGGUUGCUGUUACUGGGAGGUUGAGUGGAGAGGAAAUGUUCGCAUAUCUGUGAGUUAUAGAAGAACCAAAAGGAAAGGAGAGAGUCCUGACUGUGCGUUUGGAUGGAAUGAUCAGUCCUGGAGUUUGUGGUGCUCCCAUUAUAUUCCUCUUUGUGUCUGGCACAAUAACAUAAAAACAUCCAUCUCCUCCACCUCCUUAUCCUCCUCUGACUCUAACAGAGUAGCAGUGUAUGUGGACUGUCCUGCUGGCACGCUGUCCUUCUACAGAGUCUCCUCUGACACUCUGAUCCACCUCCACACCUUCAACACCACAUUCACUGAAACUCUUUAUCCUGGAUUUACAGUCUGGUCUGGUUCGUCAGUGACUCUGUGCAGAUUUGAGUGUAAAGAGUGUCCUCCUGUUAGAGAAACACUCUGACUGUUGAACAGAUUGUUCAAUCUGUACAUAUCUGUCUCUUUUACUCAGUAACACGUUUUCAGAUUCAUGGAUUCAAUCAGUUCUUAAAAAGUUAUUUUAAACUGUUCUAAAUGAUUCCUUGUAAACUUCUUCCUCUUCAGUCCUUUAAAAAUGGAAGCUACCAUUAUUCCAGGGUCCACAUGUUAUUUUUCUCUCUUUUUUAACUCAAAGCAUGAAAUUUACAGUGUCUCUAAUGCUGUGGUUUUUUGAGUCACUUUUGAAAGCAGGACAGGAAGGAAGGUCUGAACAGAGAAGAUAAGAACACAGUUUUUGAGAAGAGAUUUGGGAGUUUCAGAGGUACACCUAAAUUUAGCACAGCAACUCUACUACAUCAUUUCUAUAGCUCUGGUGACCGGAUUGUUCAAUAACAGUACAAUGAUGUUGGUUUAUGGAAAGAUGUUCCUAAAUAGAUUUCAGUCUAAGCUGCUGUGGUUAAAUUCAGUGUAUUUACUGAAUUAACUGAUUUUUUUUUUGUUUUAGGAGGAGUGAAAUCUUCAGCUUAUCCCCGUUUACGAAUAGUAAAUAAAGAAUAACGCCCAGUCUUAUUAUGGUAAAUGUAAUACAAAGGUCUACAGAUGAGUAUAUUUACAUAUGAUUUUGCAAAUGAUGUUAAAAUAGUUGUUUUUAAAAAAAAGUAAUCAAAUAAUGUAAUCUGUGUGAUGAAAUGAGCGUGCUCUUUAGACUUAGUGUUGAUUCUGAAUCAAAUAGAAAAGCCUGUACUGGUCUGGUGUCAAGAGAAGUGGAAACUCAUUAUCAACUUUCUCAAGAGAAAUAUGAGUGGUGCAAGCCUGUGAAGAGGAUAUAAAAAAUGUUGUCUGAGAAUAUUUAGUUUUUAUUUCUUAUACUUUGGUGCAGUGAUAAGAGAUAAUAUUUUAGAAUCUAUAUUUUAACCACUGCCAAAUCACUGUGGAGUUAAAAUUUGGAAAGGUAAUUGUUCUUUUUCUCUGCUCACUUUUGUGGAGUUGAUUUGAAGCCGAGAAGAGUUGGAUUACUUUCAACUGAGUAACUGCUACCAUAUGUGGGCUUGCGCUAGCAAGACUGGGAGAAGAAUGCAUUACUGGCCAGGACUUGACUCUCUCCCUACUCUCUCAACCAUCCACAGACCAGUAGACGAAAUUGUAAUCACCAUAGAGUAGAGUAGGAAGUUUAUGGAAUUUUUUUA
This is a messenger RNA of Neolamprologus brichardi, 4997 nucleotides long. The record is from RefSeq and is a predicted model, not a curated record. NCBI's taxonomy places the organism in Eukaryota, Metazoa, Chordata, Actinopteri, Cichliformes, Cichlidae.